Messenger RNA from Paramecium primaurelia, 727 nucleotides. The record is from the annotation of a GenBank genome assembly. NCBI's taxonomy places the organism in Eukaryota, Ciliophora, Oligohymenophorea, Peniculida, Parameciidae.
AUGAGCAUAAUAGGGUGUUUUAAAUAUAUUAGAAAUCUUGCAAAAGUCUACAUAAAACUUGCAGAACUAGAUAAAUAAACUUAGAAAAUUUAGAAAAAUCAUUAUAAUUGCGUUUGCAAUCUGAAAAUCUAGAAAUAUCUAGAGAUGUUGCUGAAACUUACUUUUUACUAGGAAAUUUCACAUUAUAAAAUGAUAUAGAAGGAAAAGAAAAAGAAGCAUUAAGUUUUUUUUGAAAGCUCUUCAGAUAUUAGAAACUCAUUUAUGCAAAAUAAUUAAUAAAGAAUAAAAAUAAGUAAGACCUUUAAUUUAUAAAUAGAUAAUUCUACAAGAUACAUAUGACAGACAACAUUUUAAACUAUCAUUUUUAGAUAAUGAUGAUAUUAAAGAGUUGAAAUAAGUAUUAUCAAUGCUUUAUGAUAAAAUAGAAGAUACAAAUGUAGCAUAGAAAGAGAUUCAAAGUGAUGAAUGGAUGAAAACUCCAUAUGAAAUGCUGAAUAAAGCCUAAUUAUUAUAAUAGCAAUAAAUACAAUAAUAACAAUUUACUCAGUAACCUAUUCAAGAAGAAAGAUAAAUAAUUUCAUUAGGGAAUUUUAGGAAUGCAAGAAGGAAACUUGAUAUAGUUAAAUAAUAAUCAUAAAACAUAGUUGUAUAAGGUAAUAAUUAAGAAAAAUAAGAAAUAAAUUAAUCAGAUGAAUAAUGUGCAAGUAAAAAAGUUAAAAUUGAUUGA